AUGUCUCUUCGCCUCUUUGAGAAGUUGGACAAAUUAUUCCCACAGAAAGACUUUUUGGGUCCAGUGUCACGAAAGGGAACAAUCUUGAAUCAUUCUAUCAAACACAGUCCCAGCGGCGAUGUAGAGGUGGUGAAAGCCUUGCUGAUCCGGAAGUCAAAGACGCAACGCGAGCAUCCAGAUGUCACUGAUCUAGUCUUGGAGAGGAGGACAAAAGCGCAGCAAUCGCGGGAAGCUGUAGAGCGAGCAUAUUGGGCGAUAAGUACGGUACACCUCUGCAUAACAGCAGGGGAUUUGUCUGCCCUGAAAGAAACUGUCGUGUGGUCGCGACGUUUUGUCAAGGAUUCCGCUGUUAGCCACCGUCUCUUCAGUGGCGACGUCCUCAAGACGCAAGAAAUAGAGGAGCUUCUGGGUGCUAUGCCAGACGGGAACGUUGACUCGCCCGAGAGUGCUGCGGCUUUCACUUCGUCUCUGAGGAAGAGUGACAUUGACCUUGCAAACGAUAUUCUCAUCGAGCUGGUCAAUACGGCAACCAUGGCUGCCGAUGCGAGAAAGAUUGGUUAG
Molecule: messenger RNA, 561 nt
Organism: Fusarium graminearum PH-1
Lineage: Eukaryota; Fungi; Ascomycota; Sordariomycetes; Hypocreales; Nectriaceae
Exons: 2
Coding region: 1-561 (186 amino acids)
Source: RefSeq, a predicted model, not a curated record